AUGGCGAAAACGAUGCGAUACUGGUUGCUGAAAACAGAACCAAGUGAGUGGUCAUGGUCAGACCAGGAAGCAAACGGUGGCAUCAGCAAAUGGGACGGGGUCAAGAACAAACAAGCGCAGAAACAUCUAAAGUCUAUGACUCUAAACGAUCUCUGCUUCUUCUACCAUUCCGGCACAAAAGCGAGAUGCGUUGUGGGGGUAGUGGAGGUGUCUCGUGAAUGGUACUCCGAUGAUGAUAACGGAGAAGGAGCGGUCGAUGUUAGAGCUGUUGGAGAGAUGAGAAAAUGUGUGGAUUUGAAGGAGAUGAAAGGAGAUAAAGGGAUUAAGGAUUUUGUUUUGUUCCGACAGCCGAGGUUGUCGGUUGUUCCAGUGGAGGAGAAUGUCUGGGAGAGGAUUUGUGAGUUGGGAGGUGGGUUUUGUGGUGAUGGCAAGGAAGAUCGUGAAAGCGGCGACGAGUCUUGA
Messenger RNA from Arabis nemorensis, 462 nucleotides. NCBI's taxonomy places the organism in Eukaryota, Viridiplantae, Streptophyta, Magnoliopsida, Brassicales, Brassicaceae. The record is from the annotation of a GenBank genome assembly.